Molecule: messenger RNA, 1286 nt
Organism: Owenia fusiformis
Lineage: Eukaryota; Metazoa; Annelida; Polychaeta; Sabellida; Oweniidae
Source: the annotation of a GenBank genome assembly
GAUUUAAAACAAAAUGGCGACGGGAUAUACAUCCAUACAAUUUUUAACAAAAACUUACUAAAACGGAUCGACAUGAAGCGGCUACAUAAGGAUUAUGUCAUAUUUGGAUUAAACACAUAGAAAAAUGAAACAAUAUCGUUUCAGUAUUUUCAUUGCAGUUUUUAUCUUUGCUAGUUAUUCAGGAUCUUCUGCGACCUCUUGUUCUGCCUAUACAUACUUCGGUGCUACCGGCAGUGGGGAUUGGAUUACUGCGGACCCUUCCGACACCACAUAUAACUACUUUAAUUAUCACGACUACUUCGAUCAAGCUUUUAGUAAUAAUGGCUAUGAUUAUGGAACUAAGCAAAGUAUAUAUGUAGUGAAUGAUACUCGCUAUACCAUCGACUGUUGUGGGGUCGUAGAACAAUGGACCGUGGCCGUUUUUUGGCCUGGAGAUGUGAAUAUGCAAAUAUGGACUCCCGUGUCUGGAUACGAAUACAGCCUACGAGGGGAAAAUGUUAUCACUGUUAAUUAUCAAUAUACAAAUGGAUAUGAUACAGCACUGGUUGUUGAUGGUGCAUCUGAUCAAAUUCCUGUUAGAAAUGGAGAUGUCAUAGGCUGGUAUUCUCCGGGGGAUCAAAAUAUAAUUAAAUACGACUUAGACUGUACCAACACCCUCGGUUAUAAUGAUGAUUGCAUUUCACCCUCAAAUUAUUUCGAAAAAGAUGACAGUUCUGCUUUAUCGGUUGGAGGUUCUGUCGCGUUUGCCGGGCCAGCUGCUCUGUGGGGGAGUUCACCUUGGAUACAAAGGAACUUCGGAGUAAUGGUUGAAGUUGGUCCAAGUGAACCUCCAACAUUCCAAAAUGUACCUAACACAACAAGCAUUGAGGAUAAUUCUGCAUCAGGGACUGUAAUAUUCACUGCAAAUGCGGUAGAUGCAAACACCCUAGAGACGCUCACGAUGACGAUAUCACCAACAACGUACUUUGCAAUAAAUGGAUCGAACGGUGAAGUAACUGUUGACAGUGCACUGACUACAGGCACCUAUGUGUUGACGAUACAAGUCAGUGAUGAUUGCAAUGAUGUCAGUGCCGAUUUAACGGUUACCGUAACAGCUUUUGAUGAUUGUGCAUCAUCCCCUUGUCUUAACGGAGCGACGUGCAACGAUGCAUAUUUGGCAUACACAUGCACAUGUGCAGCAGGAUACACUGGAGGUGAUUGUCAAACAGAUAUUGAUGAAUGCGCACCAACUCCAUGUCAAAAUGGAGGGACGUGUACAGAUGGCAUUAACACUUACACAUGUAACU